AUGAUCCGCGACCCCUUCGAUAUCCGCCGAAAGACCGUUUUCAAGGCACCGGCCUCGCCACUCUCACAGCACUUCGGAGACAGUAAGGACAAGGCUGGCGCAAGCGAACCCGAGAAAAUGGCCUUCGACGUCCCCCGAAACGUCCCCAACUUCGAGGCUAACAGUCGAGAUCUUGAGGACACGGCCUGGUCCUCGCUGCGAGGAAACCCGACGAGGAAGGUUAUGCACGAGGUCAAGGACCGGGUCAAUGGCUUGUUCGACAAGGACUCGCUGCCCAUGUACAAAGAUAAACCAUUUCACCACACACCGACGCAUAGGAACCGUCGUUGGUGGAGGAAGAAGCGGAAUCUGCUUGGCAUUACACUGGGCUUCAUCUUUCUGCUGUACCUUCUAGGCUUCUUCUCGUCCUCGAGAAAGGAGGCCUGGACUGCGGAGCGUUCGUGGCCGUGGGAGAGGCCCUCGGGAGGCAAUGUCGAUUGGGAUGCGAGGCGCAAGAAGGUUGUGGAGGCUUUCGAGUUGAGCUGGGAUUCGUACGAGCGUUAUGCCUGGGGCUAUGACGAGUACCACCCUGUGACCAAGACGGGGAAGAACAUGACCCCACAGGGCAUGGGAUGGAUCAUCAUCGAUUCGUUGGACACAAUGAUGUUGAUGAACUUGACUUCUCGCAUCCAGCAUGCCAGGGAGUGGAUAUCUACGAGCCUGACCUGGAACCAGAAUCAGGACGUGAGCACUUUCGAAACGACCAUCCGAAUGCUGGGAGGUUUGCUCUCUGCCCAUUACCUGUCGACUGAGUUCCCCGAGCUUGCGCCGCUCCCGGCUGAGGGCCCUGGCAGCCUCGGGGAGGAUCUCUAUCUGGAAAAAGGCAAAGACCUGGCCGACCGCCUGAUGAGUGCCUUUGAAUCACCCUCUGGAAUCCCUUACUCCAGUGUCAACUUGGAGAAGUUCAAAGGCAUCCCCUCACACGCUGACAUGGGCGCGGCCUCGACGGCCGAGGCCACAAGCGUGCAGCUUGAAUUCAAGUAUCUAGCCAAGCUUACCGGUGAAAAGUAUUACUGGGACAAGGUGGAGAAGGUCAUGGAGAUUGUUGACGAGAACAAUGUCAAAGAUGGGCUCGUUCCCAUCUUCAUUUACGCUACUAAUGGCGAAUUUACGGGUGAGAAUAUUCGACUUGGCAGUCGUGGAGAUUCCUACUACGAGUAUCUCAUCAAACAAUACCUCCAGACGAACAAGGAGGAGCCGGUAUACCAGGAACUAUGGAAGGAGUCCAUGCACGGGAUCCGCAAGCACCUCCUCACUUACACCGAGCCAUCUGGCUUUACUAUUGUAGGGGAGCGACCAGGUGGAAUUGAUGGCCCUCUGUCACCCAAAAUGGACCAUCUCGUUUGUUUCCUGCCGGGAACUAUUGCCCUUGCGGUCACAGAAGGCCUCACUGAGGCGGAAGCCCGCAAGCUGCCUUCGUGGUCCAAGGAGAAGGAAGAGGAUAUGAAACUUGCGCGAGAGCUCACACAGACAUGUUGGGGCAUGUACAAGUACAUGGCGACGGGCCUGGCAGCUGAGAUCACGUAUUUCAAUAUUGCCAACCCCCCAGCUCCCGCGGAUGCCGCCCACAACCCUCCGGAGUACUUUGACCCCGACCCCCACGCGGAGUGGCGCAAGGACUUCAGCGUCAAGUCAGCGGAUGUACACAACCUCCAGCGACCAGAAACUGUGGAGAGUCUGUUUUACAUGUGGAGGAUCACUGGUGAUGUCAAGUAUCGCGAAUGGGGCUGGGAGAUGUUUGAGUCAUUCUUGGAACACACCGCCGUCGAAGACAACGGAGGAUUCACCAGCUUGUCAAAUGCGAACAUUGUUCCACCAAGAGUCAAGGACAACAUGGAAAGCUUCUGGCUGGCCGAGACGUUGAAAUAUUUAUACCUACUCUUCUCGCCCAAUGACCUUCUCCCCCUCGACAAGGUCGUGUUGAACACCGAGGCUCAUCCUUUGCCUCGAUUCAACAUGGGCAAGCUUUUCUCUACCGGGUGGAAGCGCUUGCCCCGGGACGCACAAGGAAAUCUCAUUACUGAAGAUGUAGAUGCGGAUGCAGAUGCAGGUGCAGAUGAUGCUUAA
This is a messenger RNA of Clonostachys rhizophaga, 2106 nucleotides long. Lineage: Eukaryota; Fungi; Ascomycota; Sordariomycetes; Hypocreales; Bionectriaceae. The record is from the annotation of a GenBank genome assembly.